Messenger RNA from Penicillium atrosanguineum, 1101 nucleotides. RefSeq lists its product as uncharacterized. The record is from RefSeq and is a predicted model, not a curated record. The transcript has 3 exons. NCBI's taxonomy places the organism in Eukaryota, Fungi, Ascomycota, Eurotiomycetes, Eurotiales, Aspergillaceae. Bases 1 to 1101 code for a protein of 366 amino acids.
AUGGCAAACACCGAAGACAAAGAUGAGAUACGCGAUCAAAUCACCCAGCAGCUCUCUCAAACUCCGUUCGCAUGCUCCUCUCUCACGCGCCUAUCUGGCGGCACCGCCAAUUUCGUCUACAGGGGUACACCCUCGUCUCCGGAUUCAAUCAUCAUUAAGCAUACCAAGGACUAUGUGGCCUCCAACCAGGAUUUCAAGCUCGAUGCAAAGCGAUGUCACUUCGAAGAAGCCAUCCUUCAAGCACUCGACGGUCUACCGUCCCACUCCCAGGGAAAUAUCACUGUGAAAACGCCCCGUGUAUUUAAUUUUGAUCGAGAAAGAAACACGCAGAUAUUGGAAGAUUUGCCUAAUUCACUGGAUCUGAAGAACUUUCUUCUCUCGGGUUGGUGCCGUGACGUGUCGGCGUCUUCAGGGCGAUUGCUCGGUCGGUCGCUUGGAUGUUGGCUGAAGUCAUUCCAUGACUGGGCGAGGAAAGGCGAGCAGGCAGAAAUCCGAUCUUUCCUUGCCCAGAAUGAAUCGAUGAAAGGAUUGAAGUUUUACGUCAACUACUCCAUGCUGAUGGACACGAUUGCGAACUUCCCAGGUGUUCUGGAAGAGAGUCGGGAUGUUUUUGAGGAAGUGAAAACUUUCGCUGCAGCGGAGAUGAAGGAACGCGAUCAUGAAGAUGGAUUUGGAAUCAUUCAUGGUGAUUUCUGGACCGGGAAUGUUCUUAUUCCCAAUGUUCCACUCGUUGAACAGUCUGAUACUACCCUCUUUAUCAUUGACUGGGAACUAUGCCAGAUCGGGACCCGAGCUCUGGAUCUGGGACAAAUGAUUGCUGAGUUGUAUGAAACGAAGCUCUUCAAGAAUGUGGACUGCGGUGUGUGGGCCAUUCAAGGCUUCUUGGAGGGCUAUGGACCUCUUAGCGAUGAUAUGGCCUUCAGAACUGCCAUUCAUGUGGGCGUCCACCUGGUUGUCUGGGGCAGUCGGGUCGCUGGUUGGGGUAGCGAGGAAAAAAUCGAGGAGGUUGUGAAGGUCGGCAGGGAUCUGAUUGUGCAAGGAUGGGGAAAGAACAAAGAGUGGUUUGAGAGGCAUGAUUUGGAGUGUCUCUUCAAGCAAUGA